Macrobrachium nipponense is the source of this 1318-nucleotide messenger RNA. Its product is annotated as basic salivary proline-rich protein 3-like. Bases 89 to 1318 code for a protein of 409 amino acids. NCBI's taxonomy places the organism in Eukaryota, Metazoa, Arthropoda, Malacostraca, Decapoda, Palaemonidae. The record is from RefSeq and is a predicted model, not a curated record. The transcript has 5 exons.
AGGAGCCACCAGUGCCUCACCAUCAUCGCCAGGGUAUCGUAGCCUCACACACACACACGACCGGCGAGCAACGGCGGUCUUCGACACCAUGCUGCUGAUGAUGAUGACGAUGAUGGCUCCGAAGAGGACCGUCGGCAAAGGAGGGCUGUUACUGUCUCUGGCAGUAUUGGCCGUCCUAUCGUGCGCAGUCAGGGCCGCUGAGAUACCGAAAAGGGUCGAGCGCCAAGUGCCCUCCGCUGUAGCGAAGACCUGCACUGAGGUAGGGGGAGAGUGUGUCCCUGGUAAGAAUGACAACUGCAAAAAAGUUCUGACUGGAUCCUGCCCCGACAAUGGUGACGUCUGUUGCAGAAAUGGAGGAAGAAAGAAAGACGGGGUUAAGCCCAAAGACGGACCAACGAAGAAGCCUGGAAAGCCGAGGAAUAAACCCCCGGGUGGAGCUGGAACAGGAGGAGGAGGAGGAAAGAAAGACAAGGUUAGGCCCAAACCCACUCCAACGAAUAAUCCUGGAAAGCCAUCGAAUAAUCCUGGAAAGCCAACGAAUAAUCCUGGAAAGCCAACGAAGAAGCCUGGAAGGUCGACGAAGCCACCUCAGGGAACAGCUGGAACAGGAGGAAGAGGAGGAGGAGGAGGAGGUAGAAAACCCGGAGGCGGGAAUCGGGGCGCAGCUGGAAAACGUAAUAAACCCGGAGGCGCGAAACCUCAUGAAGGCAACAAAAACCCGCGCCACAAAAAUGUCGGCAAGAAAACAAACAACAAGAACACGACGGCGACGGGGAAGAAGCACAUGAACAAAAACGCGACCGGAAAGAAGGGCAGGAAGGACGAAAGAGAGGGUAAGAAGACCGCCAACAAGAAGCAGAAAGGCGAAAAGGCAGGAAAGAGUGACGGGAACAACGCGGGCGGCGGCAAUAGGUCCAAACCUCGGGACAGGAAUAACAGAAAAAAUGGAACAAACGGGGGAAAGAACCCAGGAAAUAAGCCCCGAAGGCCACAGAAGAAUCCAUCUGGACCCAAUCAGAAGCAAGCUACUGGUUGUACACCGAGGAAAAAGUGCAAGGACAGCAACGGGUUCUGCUUCACCGCGGGAGAGACGUGCACCGGCAGGGUCAGGAAGAAGGGUUGCAAGGGCACCGGAUGCCAAUGCUGCGUACCAAAAAGUGGUGGUGGAAGUGGAGGAGGGGGAGGAGGAGGCGGAGCAACCGGCACUAACACCUGCAAAGCAAGGCCGAAAUGCAAGAGCAAGAACGGGUUCUGCAUCACCGCGGGAGAAGGAAAACCUUUGCAGCAGGGCAGGAAAGUUGAAAGCAAUGGUAAUUAA